GUUUCUGAUUUCAGUGAUUUGGUCAUUUUGUGAUCUAACUACUACAUCUGAGUCAGUGUUCUGACUGCGUUUUGGUGUUUAUAAAUUUGUAUAGUUGUACAAAUAAGUGGGCAGUGUAGUAUAUGUGAAAUUUUCAUAAAUUAUAGUCCAGUUAUAAAGAAACUUAGUAAAAAUGUCCUUUUCAGACAGUACGCUUUAAAAAUGAAGUAAAACAAGUGAAGUUUUUGUCAAAAUACUUAUCUUCCAACAUGUUUGUGUAGUGGUGUUGAUGAGAAUUGGUAAUCUGAACUAGUUAGGCCUGCUCCGAACCACUCGAUAAAAUGGAUUGUGAUAAUGAGAUUGAUGGUAAUUAUGAAGAUGAAGAAACUAAAACUGUAAGUCAUGGCUCCAAGAAAAGCAAUAUAUUACCCUUAUGGGGCAAUGAAAGAACAAUGAACCUGAAUGCUCUUAUUUUGACAAAUAUUCAGUCUUCACAUUAUUUCAAAGUGAAUCUGUAUGAAUUGAAAACUUAUCAUGAAGUUAUUGAUGAGAUAUAUUACAAAGUCAAUCAUUUGGAGCCAUGGGAAAAAGGCAGUAGGAAAACUGCUGGUCAGACAGGCAUGUGUGGAGGUGUACGAGGGGUGGGAGCAGGAGGGAUCGUGUCCACAGCCUAUUGCCUGCUCUAUAAGCUAUUUACCUUGAAGUUAACAAGGAAGCAGGUAAAUGGGCUAAUCACCCAUCCCGAUUCACCUUACAUUCGUGCUCUCGGUUUUAUGUAUAUCAGAUACACUCAGCCUCCUGCAGAUCUCUGGGACUGGUAUGAUGAAUAUUUGGAGGAUCCAGAGGAAAUGGAUGUUAAAGCUGGGGGAGGUCAAGUUAUGACCAUUGGAAACAUAUUAAAAAAUUUCCUCUGCAAGCUGGAGUGGUUUUCAACAUUAUUUCCAAGGAUACCAGUACCUAUCCAGCAAAAAUUAGAGAAGAUGAUGAAUGAAAGAUUUCCCCCACCAGCAACUGGCACUGUGGCACGGAAGCCUGCCGUACCUUCUGGCCGGUACCAUUCUGACAGUGAGGCCUCAUUUGGACAAGCUGAGAAAGCCUCUUCCAGGAUGCGGGGUGGUGAUCAGGAUAGAGAAAAAAGAGGAUAUAGUCGUGAACAUGACGAUAGAAGUACCAGUAGCCACUACAAUGACAGGAGAGCAUCCAGCAGAGAUAGAGACAGAGGCAGAGAACCUGAGAAACGGCUGUAUUCCAAAGAUAGAGACAGUGUGAGGCGAGGCCACAGCAGGGAGCGGGAUACUUAUAGCAGCAGAGAUGUGGAUAGGCGAGGGUAUAGUGCAGAGAGAGAUAAGGACAAACUCAGGCUGGAGCGAGAUAGAGACAGAGAUAGAGAAAUGAGAGAUAGAAGAGACAGAGACCGCGACUUCAGCAGAGACAUUGACAGAAGAGAUCGAACUAGAAGAGACAGCCCAGUUAGAAGAAGAGAAGACAAUGAUAAUCGGCACAGAAGAGAAAGAGAAAGCCCGUCACGUAGAAGAGAUGACUAUGACCGGUACAAAAAAGAAAAAGAUAGAGAAAGACACCGCAACAGACACUAACACAUUGUGGAUCUUACAUUCGUGUACCUCAACACUGAGUUCUCCAACUCUGAUUUAUUCUAUUUUGUGAAUUAGUUUUGUGUUUUCUGUAACUGGUAAAUCUGUCUUAAUUUUUAUUUGAGAAAUAAUAUUAUUCUUUUAUAAAC
Homalodisca vitripennis (glassy-winged sharpshooter) is the source of this 1720-nucleotide messenger RNA. Its product is annotated as pre-mRNA-splicing factor 38B. Bases 321 to 1574 code for a protein of 417 amino acids. The record is from RefSeq and is a predicted model, not a curated record. The transcript is spliced from 11 exons. Gene Ontology annotation, cellular component: precatalytic spliceosome. Lineage: Eukaryota; Metazoa; Arthropoda; Insecta; Hemiptera; Cicadellidae.